AUGAGUGCUAUGGGGAGGUCCAUACUUCGACGUCGAGAAAUUCAGUGUGGCAUAGGACGUCUCUGUGUUCUAAACUCAGUUGCUGCUCCGGUACCUCACAGGUCCCUGGGUAGCCCUGAGGCCCCGCGUUCAAGAUAUGGAAGCACGCUCGCACUCGCGGAAUCUAACGAAAUCCAAUCAUUGCAAGAUUCUAAUGAUGUCAUAACCGGAACGAUUGGGAACAAAACUCUCAAAGUAGCGAAGAGGAACCACCAAGAAAGCACCACAUGUACAAAAAAGGAUGAGGUGGAGCAUCCACCGGAUCGCACUUUUGAAGAGAUGGUGGUACUAUUCCGUGAAAUUGAAGCCUCUUUCCCAAAAAACCUCGGGGAGGAUAGAUGGUACCUUGUUCUUAUAGCAACCCUAACAUAUGCGUCUGACCCUGCCCAUGUUGCCGACCUUUAUUCCUACUUAAUAUCUCAGCCUAAGUAUUCAACGAGCGAAUCAAGAAAAGCACUGAUGAGACGAAUCCGUGAAGCCCUAGUGAAGCUUGUCUGCCUUAUUGGUGUAUGUAAACCAAUCACUGCUAUAUUUAGAAUUGACGACGUUGAAAAGGAUGAAGAUCGAGAUUAUACCUUUAGCAGGGACGGAUGGCAAGCGGAUGAGAAAAAUUUAGAGCGAGGAAAGGAGUUCUUGGGUAAAAUCUAUAGGCAUAAUAUGCCACGAAACGAUGAGAAAUUUAUCGCCCAUAAAGAUUUCGCGGCAAAUCCACUAUACACUCAAUCCUAUGGUGUCAAAUGCCCGCACAAUGCGGCCUGCGCUUAUUCUGCCUCCUAUGUCGGAUGCGUUGGUACAUCAACAUCGUCGGGGACCACCUCGGUGACGCCGACGACGAGACCGGUGCCUACAACUUGUAUCGCUUUUGAGGAUGUGGCAGCUUCCCUUUUAACCAGAACUGAUAUCUCACCUCAGACUCUUCUUUGCACGGGACCUUACGUGCUCUGUCAAACCUUUACCCUAGUGCAAAGUGAGAAUACUUUUACUGGGUUUACCUGCCGUGCUUCCACAGUACCUAGUGCCACUGCUACCGGGGGUUCUUGGGGAACGUACCCCCCUACCAGUAUUCCGACACCCAUCGAUCAGCUUUAUCACAUUGCCAAAGCUCCAUAUACCGAGACGGCAAGUUCGACCUCUACGGGGCCGGCAGUGACUUCUCCGUCCUCAGCAUUUCAGGUCCACCCAGGAAUGGACAUAUUAUCUAUUCCAGUCCUCUUGUUCUUCUUCCUCUUGUUCAAAGCCCUUUGA
Orbilia oligospora ATCC 24927 is the source of this 1284-nucleotide messenger RNA. RefSeq lists its product as uncharacterized. The transcript is spliced from 7 exons. The record is from RefSeq and is a predicted model, not a curated record. Bases 1 to 1284 code for a protein of 427 amino acids. NCBI's taxonomy places the organism in Eukaryota, Fungi, Ascomycota, Orbiliomycetes, Orbiliales, Orbiliaceae.